UCCCACUCACUCUCUCUUUCUCUCUCUCACACACACACUCUCUCUCUCUGCGUCUCUCAAGUCCUCUCACAGUCACAGCUCCCUCCCUUCCGCUCCUACCUUCACCGCCAAAACCUUAAUCCCGGCUUCGAAACCUCCUCUACCCCAUCCUCAACUCUCUCUUCCCCGCAAUGAACCCCACCGCCGUCGCCGGCCCAACCCACUCCCCCGCCGGUCCUCCGCCGUUCGACCCGUCAAGGCCGGCCGUCCCGGUCUCGUACCCGAUCAAAACCCUUGCCGAGCUCGAGUCGAGGUCCUACUUCGACUCCUUCCACUUCCCCUUCAACAAGUCGUCGGUAGUUCUUCGGAAUGGUAGGUGUUUGGCUGACCGGCCGAGGAUGCUCGUGUGCCACGACAUGGCGGGAGGGUACACGGACGAUAAGUGGGUGCAGGGGGGGAGUAAUCCCGAGGCGUACGCGAUCUGGCAUUGGUACUUGAUGGAUGUUUUUGUGUACUUCUCGCAUAACCUGGUUACUCUGCCGCCUCCGUGUUGGACUAAUGCCGCCCAUAAGCACGGUGUCAAGGUACUGGGGACCUUCAUCACCGAAUGGGAUGAAGGGAGAGUUAAUGCCAAUAAACUGCUCGCGACAAAGGAGUCUGCUCGCAUGUAUGCUGAGCGCUUGACCGAGCUUGCAAGUGCCUUGGGAUUUGAUGGCUGGCUGUUGAAUAUGGAGGUCAAUUUGGGUGUAGGAAAAAUUCCUAUUUUGACAGAAUUUGUCAGCCAUUUAACCAAGACCAUGCAUGCCUUGGUGCCCGGAUCUUUAGUCAUAUGGUAUGACAGUGUUACAGUUGAUGGCAAUCUAAUCUGGCAAAAUCAACUGAACCAAAAGAAUAAACCUUUCUUUGAUGUAUCUGAUGGAAUAUUCCUAAACUAUUCUUGGCUGAAGGACUAUCCAAAUCGUUCAGCUGCUGUUGCUGGUGAUAGAAAGUUCGACGUCUAUGUGGGCAUUGAUAUUUUUGGGAGGGGCACAUAUGGUGGUGGACAGUGGAAUACAAAUGUUGCACUUGAUGUAAUAAAAAGGGGCAAUGUGUCAGCUGCCCUAUUUGCCCCUGGAUGGGUCUAUGAGACUAAGCAACCACCUGAUUUCGCAACUGCUCAGAACCGUUGGUGGUCCCUUGUUGAGAAAUCAUGGGGUAUAAUGCAGAGUUACCCCCUGGUGCUACCAUUCUACUCAAAUUUCGAUCAGGGUCGUGGUCAACAUGUUGCUAUAGAUGGAGGGCAAGUAUCAAGUGCUCCUUGGAACAACAUUUCCUCCCAAAGCUUUCAGCCUUGCCUUAAAUUUUCUGGAGAUUCUUCCUCAGACUCUAUUCAAGUCCUUGUUGAUUUUAAGGAAGCAUCUUAUAGCGGAGGAGGGAACAUCAAGUUUAAAGGAACUCUUCCAGACGUUGGAUAUUUCUCAACAAAGCUCUUUCGCGGAGAGCUUCUUUUGGGGGAUUUACCAGUGUACUUCACGUAUUCCGCUAAAUUGGAUGGGAACUCUCUGAUUGGCCUUUCUCUUGAAUUUUCUUCUGCCGUGGAGGGAAAAAUAUCAGUGCUUCUUGCUUCAAGGGGGAAUACCCUUCUUACCAUGAACCAAUUCUCAAGCAAAUUCAACAAAGUAAUUAUGCCUCGUCGGGUUACUAAGUCAAAAACAGACCCGGGAUGGGUAAUUCUGGAGAAUAGCAUUUCGAUGAAAGGAUUCACAUUAACAGAAAUCCACGCUUUGUGCUAUUCAUCAAACCCUGAAUUUGGAAAACUGAGAUCAAAUUUGCAAACAGAUGGAAAAGUAUUCAAAAGUUCCCUAUCACCCAAUCCAACUCAAUAUUCCGCCAUUCUUGGCCAUAUCAGUGUCAAAACUUCUGGACAGGACUUUGUUUUCCCACCAUCUACCUCAUGGCUAGUUGAGGGUCAAGACAUUGAGUGGACUUCAGUCUCUCAGAAGUCCAAGACCCUUAGUGUUAAACUCAGUUGGAGGUUGAAAGACGGGAAAACUUCACUUUUCCCGAAGUACAAUAUUUUUGUUGAAAAACUAUCAAAUCAAGGUGUUGGAAAGCAGGAGUAUCUUGGAGUUGCCCAUGUGGAAGCGUUUUACGUCUUUAAUCUUGUAGUUCCUUCCGGAACCUCUAAUCUCAAAUUCAUUAUUCAAGUGUGCGGCAUCGAUGGGACUUCUCAGCCGGUAAAGGAUUCUCCAUCUUUUCUGAUGCAGAAUGUUAAUCCCCCAGUCCCCGGAGGAAGAUUUUGGUCUAGAAAAUGUUCUACUACUAAUAUUAUUUUUAUUAUCAUUAGUAUUAUCAUUAGUAUUAUAGCCAUUGUCACUGUUAUAUUCUAGUAGGAUAAUAUCUUGAUAAGUAUUCAAUUAUGAUAAGAUAAGAUAAUUGACAGGAAAUUACUCUUCCAUUAUUUAAUAUGAGAGGAGAAAAUGGAGGAAUAAUAAUGUUGUUUGUACCUGAUAUCGUUGUAGCAUGACAAUUUAUUUGCAAUAAGAGUUUGUGCCGAUGGAAUCUACUUUUUUA
Molecule: messenger RNA, 2532 nt
Organism: Rhododendron vialii
Lineage: Eukaryota; Viridiplantae; Streptophyta; Magnoliopsida; Ericales; Ericaceae
Product: cytosolic endo-beta-N-acetylglucosaminidase 1-like
Exons: 11
Coding region: 171-2348 (725 amino acids)
Biological process (GO): protein deglycosylation
Cellular component (GO): cytoplasm
Molecular function (GO): mannosyl-glycoprotein endo-beta-N-acetylglucosaminidase activity
Source: RefSeq, a predicted model, not a curated record